GAUAGGAAAAAUGGCUGCGAAUAUAACCAGCAUCUCUCCGUCGUCUGACUGCAACUUGAGCCGUCCAGUGGCAUGCAACAGAUGUAGAGGCCGUCGCACGUACUGCUCCAAGGAGCAGCCUAUCUGCUCAAGUUGCACUAAAGGCAAUCACGAGUGUAUAUACGAUUUCGAUCCCAAACUCGUGGUAUCACAGAGUUAUCUGCGAAACCUCCAAGCCAAGCUGAAGUCAUACGAGGCGGCAACGCAUCAGCCUUCGCUUGUCAGUGGGACCAACGACCCAGAGCUCGACGUAAACCCUCUCAUGGACAACUUCGCCAAUCUCGUCAUCAGCCCCUCUGGUAAACACCACUACCUUGGAAGCUCCUCGUCAACGAUUCUUGGUAGGAGAUUUCAAGAUAUCGUAGGCAUCACGAACCCUGGUUACGAUCUAAACCGAGAGUAUUCGACGUAUAACCAUUCUGCCCUGCGGUUGCGCCGCCUUUCGAUUGUCGACAACGUGAUGCUACCUCCUGCUGCUUUUGCAAAACGUCUGUACGUUGCUCAGCAUUCUUAUAUCGGAACAAUCUUCGCAUUCUGCACCCCUGAGGUUUUUGAGGAACAAUUGCAACAAGCAUACAAAGGACCUCCAGAUGUUGGUGAUAGAGAAGCCUGCCUCGCUUAUUGCCAAACACUCCUGGUACUGGCUUUUGGUCAGUUGUACUCCGUCAAUCAGUGGUCUGGUUUCGAUGGGCCCCCAGGCUUUGACUUUUUCACGCAAGCUUUGCAAUAUCUACCCGACAUUCACGAAGAAGGAUCCGUCCUAUUCGUAGGUGUCUUGGCCUUGAUCGGUUACUUCAUGCAGAAUCUCAAUCGUCGCGAUGCUGCCUUCUUGUACGUAGGCACUGCGUUGAGGAUGGCCAUAUCUCUUGCUUUACACCAAGAAACCAUCUACAGAAAAACACCCAAAAGCGGCUCGACGCUUAUCGCGUCCGUCUCGGAGAUCAUGACCGAUCUAUCUACAUGGCACCGAGACUUGCCCAACGAGCUCCGCUUCGACCCUGCGAAGCUGAGUGUAUCCCGAGAGUCUGUCUCGACACUCUUGCAUUAUCAUCAAUGCAUCAACCUCACUGCUCGACCUCUUCUCUUUCAUGUGGUAGAGAAGCGCCUACAUGGAAACGCUGGUGACCUUGGCAAAGAUUGGAAAGUCGGCUUAUCUCCAACGACCAUCGCUGUCAUCUGUCUUNNUUGUGUCUCGGCUGCGAAAGACUCCGUUACCAUGAUGACACAUGCUCAGAAAAUGGAUCUCGUCGCGACUUAUGGCUACAUGGAUGGUGAACAUGCCUUCUCCGCGGCUAUCGUUCUCGUCAUGGUUUGUGUUGCCUUCCCUGCCAGUAGAUCAGAGAUUCUUGCCAUGGAUCAAUCACUCGAGCUUCUCCGGAGCAUGGCUGAUAGAGGCAACACGCAUAUCGCCGCGAGACAUCAAUUGCUAUCUCACCUGCGCUCCUUGAUCUCGCUUUCAGCUGCUAACGUGACGUCGACGCCUCCUACUGCCCCAGUGCCCCAGCAAAACACGACAUUUGUGGACGUCGACCAAAUGCUCUCAUAUGAUGCUGGAGAUGUUGACUUUGGGCUCUGGGAGGAGGGCUACACGAAUCCCGAUCUUGACAUAGACUUUGGAGACUUGACACAAUGGACGCAGGCGGCACAGAAUACUUACGGUGUGGCACCGUUG
Messenger RNA from Aureobasidium uvarum, 1711 nucleotides. The record is from the annotation of a GenBank genome assembly. Lineage: Eukaryota; Fungi; Ascomycota; Dothideomycetes; Dothideales; Saccotheciaceae.